AUAAUUGUUGUUGGUUGCGAAUCGUAAACAAACAUAACAUUCUAACCUACAAAUAUAACAUUGUUUUUACCUCUUUAAGUUUGUAAAAAGGUAAUUAAUAAUCUAAAAAGCAGCGUAGUUUGGUGGUGUUUAAAACUACUGAUUUCAGUAAUUUAUUGUAAAUUAAAUGAAUCAUUAGUAAAACCUUUUUUGUAUAAUGGAAGUGUUAUAAUAAGUAUUUGGUCAAGAUGAUGUCAGAUGAGUCUGAAAACGAUGGAAUUUAUAUAGAAAAUAACUAUGAAAACGACGUUUAUUACAAAAAAUAUAAACUGCUACUAGACAGGUGUGAAGCAAUUCAAAAACAGAAUGAAAGACUUGUGUAUAGAAUCCAACAAGUUAAGAAAAUUACAAAAAGACGACAUGAGCAUGUCCAAGUACUAAAAGAUCGUUUAUAUAGGCUCCAUGGUGAGAAUUGGAAAAUCAUACCAAACAUCGAAAUUAAAAAGGAAGAAGAUACUGUUUAUCACAAUCCAAAAGUCAAACAAGAAAAAGUGGAUGAAUUUACAGAAGACAAACAUGAAAAACAUAAGCCUUUGAAGAAAUCUAGUAAACGUAAAAGUACAAAAACCGAUAAAGACCCAAAUGCCCCAAAAAGGCCCUCCAAUCCUUUUUUUCAGUUUUGUCAGGAACAGAGGCAAAUUCUCAUGGAACAAAUAAAUUCAGAACUUAAACCUGGUGAAGCAGAACCCACUAAGCAGGAAUUAACAAGACAAUUGGCUUUAAAGUGGAAAUCAUUAUCAGGAAAUGAUAAAAAAGUGUAUGUUGACAUGUAUGAACGUUCUAAAGAAAAAUAUGCUGCUGAAAUGUCAGAAUAUAUUAUGAAAAAAUAAUAUACAUAUAUUAUGACUGUGAUUAAUUCAUUUAUUUGUAAUUAAAAAUGCAUAAAAC
Messenger RNA from Agrilus planipennis (emerald ash borer), 927 nucleotides. Its product is annotated as non-histone protein 10. Lineage: Eukaryota; Metazoa; Arthropoda; Insecta; Coleoptera; Buprestidae. Gene Ontology annotation, molecular function: transcription cis-regulatory region binding. The coding region runs from base 228 to 869 and encodes 213 amino acids. The transcript is spliced from 3 exons. The record is from RefSeq and is a predicted model, not a curated record.